Messenger RNA from Tetranychus urticae (two-spotted spider mite), 1379 nucleotides. Its product is annotated as D-3-phosphoglycerate dehydrogenase. Gene Ontology annotation, molecular function: NAD binding; phosphoglycerate dehydrogenase activity. The record is from RefSeq and is a predicted model, not a curated record. Lineage: Eukaryota; Metazoa; Arthropoda; Arachnida; Trombidiformes; Tetranychidae.
CCUUAGGAGAAACUUUCUUCAAGGUGUUGAUUAUUUUUACAAUAAAAGCCUAGAUUCAAACUAAACAAUUAGAGUUUACCUUGUUUCUAAUUUCUCUAGUUACUGGUUUAAUUGUUUCCUGGAUAAUUUAAUUUCAUCGCAUAAUGAUUUUAAAAAAAGUUUUAAUUGCCGAUGCUGUGGACAAAGCUGCUGUUGACAUUUUACUCAAACGGAAUAUUCAAGUUGACAUAAAAACAAAACUGACUAAUCGAGAGCUGAUUUCAAUAAUUAGAGAUUAUGACGUUUUGAUUGUGAGAUCAGCAACUAAGGUGACAAAGGAAGUUAUUGAUGCCGGUAAAAAUUUGAGAGUCAUCGGUCGUGCUGGAGUUGGUGUCGAUAACAUUGAUGUUGACGUUGCUACACGAAAUCGUGUGCUUGUUAUCAACGCUCCUGGUGGGAAUACUAUUGCUGCUGCUGAACUAACAUGUAUUAUGAUAUUGUCUUUGGCUCGACCUGUGGUGGCUGCUUGUUCAAAACUAAAAUCUGGUGUUUGGGAUAAAGAAUCCUUCAAAGGAAACGAAGUCAUGAACAAGACUUUAGCCAUCAUUGGAUUGGGUAGAAUCGGUCGAGAAGUUGCACGUCGUAUGCAAGCUUUCAACAUGCGAACAAUUGGUUUUGAUCCUUUCGUUACUCCUGAAGUUGCUCGUUCAUUCGGUGUUGAAUAUAUGGAAUUGGAAAAAAUUUGGCCUUUAGCUGAUUACAUUACUCUCCAUGUUCCUCUGCUUGAAGCUACUCGAGGAUUAAUCAAUUCAAUUACCUUGAGCAAGUGUAAAAAAGGAGUCAGGAUUAUCAAUUGCUCACGAGGUGGCACAAUUAAUGAGAAAGCACUAUUGGAGGGAUUAAAUUCUGGACAAGUAGCAGGAGCAGCUCUUGAUGUUUAUGAAGAGGAACCAUGUAAAUUCACUGAGCUUCUGGAACAUCCUAAGGUUGUCUGUACUCCUCAUCUUGGUGCAAGUACUAGAGAGGCACAAUUCAAAGUGGCAGAAGAAAUUAGUCUUCAAAUUUUGACUUUAAUGGACGGAGACUCACUUCAUGUUCCUGGUGCUGUCAAUGCCGAUGUAAUACCUUAAGGAAUCUUUGUACUCUUGGAUAUUCUGUACUCAUUUUCAUGUGAUCAUACUCUUUUGCCGUGUCCUAUUAUUUAAAUAGUAUACACUAAUGAAAUAGUAUGCAUUACAAUCAAUAAGAACACACUUUUUCAAAAUUUUUCAUCUCUGUUUGAAAUAUGAUGCUUAUGUUUCAAGGAUGCCAGACAUUGUUUACUUUUUUUCAAGCUUUUCUAUCAAAUAUGUAGCUACAAUAACAAGUGCAAUUAAAUUCCUGUUUUCUAAUUUUCUCAA